AUGGUCGCCACAACAAUAGCAUCUGGGGCGCCCGUCAAUGGCGUCGCGCCCGCAAAGGUCAAUGGCUGCUGCGUUGUCGUGACGGAGUUGAAGCAGCGCUCCGCUCCCAUCAUCGCCGAUCAGAAGACUCUCAAAGCACCCCUCCCGAACCCCUCACUGGUCGUCACAGCAGAUCACCAGCUUAAGGCAGAGGAAGCACCAGUCCUGGCACCUAAGCCGGGAGAAGCUUUGGUUCACGUCAAGGCGACAGGCGUGUGCGGAUCCGACAUCCACUUCUGGAAAACAGGACGCAUUGGAUCUCUUGUUUUCGAAGGCGACUGCAUCAUUGGCCACGAAGCCGCCGGCGUUGUCAUUCGUUGUGGCGAGGGCGUAAAGAACCUCAAACCUGGCGACAGAGUCGCGAUCGAGCCCGGCGUGCCUUGUGGAGAGUGUUUCCUCUGCACUGAGGGCCGCUACAACCUCUGUGAAGAUGUCCAAUUCGCUGGAGUGUAUCCUUACCAUGGCACUAUCCAGCGGUACAAGUGCCAUCCUGCAAAGUGGCUUCACAAGCUUCCUGACAACAUCUCCUACGCCGAAGGCGCCCUCCUCGAGCCUCUCAGCGUAGGCAUGCAUGGCAUCCGCACCGCCGGCCUUUCCCUCGGAGUUGGUGCCGUCGUCUGUGGCGCUGGACCCAUCGGACUCGUCACUCUCGCUGCCGCUCGCGCCUCGGGUGCCCAUCCGCUUGUCAUUACCGACAUUGAGUCCUCACGCCUUGAAUUUGCCAAGAAGCUCGUCCCCAGUGUCAUCACGUACAAGGUAAACCCCGCGCUUGGAAACGAGAGCAACGGCAAAGCAGUUCGCAAGCUAUUCGGCGACGACGAGUACAGUGCCCCGCGGACGGUUCUUGAGUGCACGGGUGUCGAGAGUAGUAUCUGCACGGCCGCGUACACGGUUCGUCGCGGGGGCACGGUCAUGGUAAUUGGCGUUGGGCGGGAGAUAAUGAACAACCUGCCCUUCAUGCACAUCUCUCUUGCCGAGAUCAAGCUAGAAUUUAUCAACAGAUACCGCGACACAUGGCCAGCGGGCAUCGCUUGCCUGAGCAGUGGGAUUCUCGACCUGAAGAGCCUUAUUUCCCACACCUUCCCGCUCGAAAAGGCCAUAGACGCACUUACACUCGUUUCGGAUUACAGGAACGGCAGCAUCAAGGUGCAGAUCGUAGAUGAUACUGACUCCCCUCUUUUUUGA
Molecule: messenger RNA, 1224 nt
Organism: Colletotrichum spaethianum
Lineage: Eukaryota; Fungi; Ascomycota; Sordariomycetes; Glomerellales; Glomerellaceae
Product: L-arabinitol 4-dehydrogenase
Exons: 4
Coding region: 1-1224 (407 amino acids)
Biological process (GO): D-sorbitol catabolic process
Molecular function (GO): L-iditol 2-dehydrogenase (NAD+) activity; zinc ion binding
Source: RefSeq, a predicted model, not a curated record